AUGCUAUUUGGACGCUUCACAAAUCUCUGUAAAAGAACUGCAACAAACCUAGUUUCAAUUAACACACCAAAUACUACACAUAUCACCUCUUCGUAUUGGAGUGUAUCAAGUGGCUUCAUUUCAUACCGUCACCGUGUUCAAAAUUGCCAACGAUUCUUUCAAACUGUAAAGAAAAAGCAUGAUCCUUACGCGGUUGCUGCUACCACGAAGGGAAAAGUCGAACCGCAUCCAGUCGAUCUGGACUUAUUACGCGCCUCUGUUGUGGGCUUUGAGAAUCUGCCUAUAGAUAUCGAAGAAGAAACAUCACCUUUAACCUACACAAUCAAUUUUGGACCGCAACAUCCUGCCGCCCAUGGGGUAUUACGUCUAAUUUUAGAGCUGAAGGGUGAAGAAAUAGUUCGUGCUGAUCCUCAUAUUGGUCUUCUUCAUCGAGGCACCGAGAAACUGAUUGAAUACAAGACGUAUCUUCAAGCGCUUCCGUAUUUCGAUCGUUUGGAUUACGUGUCUAUGAUGACAAAUGAACAAGCGUAUUCGCUUGCUGUGGAAAAAUUAUUGAAUAUUGAUAUUCCAGAACGCGCAAAAUUUAUCCGAACUCUCUUUGGUGAAAUAACAAGGGUUCUGAAUCAUAUUAUGGCGCUUAUGUCUCAUGCACUGGAUGUUGGCGCAUUGACACCAUUCUUGUGGAUGUUUGAGGAACGCGAAAAAUUGAUGGAAUUUUAUGAAAGAGUAUCUGGUGCGCGAAUGCAUGCAGCUUAUGUACGUCCUGGAGGAGUAGCUCAAGACAUGCCUAUUGGACUACUGGAAGACAUAUAUCAAUGGGCAACUCAAUAUGCAUCUCGUAUAGACGAAUUUGAAGAACUUUUGACUGGCAAUCGAAUCUGGAAGGCGCGUACAAUCGGAAUUGGAACAGUAACCGCUCAAGAAGCACUCGAUUACAGCUUUUCCGGGGUGAUGCUACGAGGAUCCGGGAUAAAAUGGGACAUUAGAAAAGAAAAACCAUACGACGCCUAUGAUAGAGUAGAAUUCGAUGUGCCUGUCGGCACAACAGGAGAUUGCUACGAUCGGUUUCUGUGUCGUACCGAAGAGAUGCGACAAUCCUUACGUAUUAUACAUCAAUGCUUGAAUUUGAUGCCGAGUGGUGCUUUCAAAGUCGAUGAUUGGAAAAUUUCACCGCCGAAUCGAGCGGCAAUGAAGGAAUCGAUGGAAGCAUUAAUUCAUCAUUUUAAGUUGUACUCGGAAGGAUAUUCGGUUCCACCUGGUGAGACCUAUACGGUGAUUGAAGCGCCUAAAGGAGAAUUUGGUGUCUAUUUGGUUUCAGAUGGCACAAAUCGACCCUAUCGAUGCAAGAUUCGUGCUCCUGGAUUUGCUCACCUUGCCGGUGCAGAUUUCAUGUCUCGCGGCUAUGUCAUUCCUGAUAUGGUAGCAAUAAUUGGAACUAUGGACAUUGUAUUUGGUGAAAUAGGUAAAUAG
Ambispora leptoticha is the source of this 1470-nucleotide messenger RNA. The record is from the annotation of a GenBank genome assembly. Lineage: Eukaryota; Fungi; Glomeromycota; Glomeromycetes; Archaeosporales; Ambisporaceae.